AUCCGGUUUCCUCUGCCAAGCACCUUCCUAACACGAUUAGCGCCCGCGGACCUGCAUAUCUUCGUUCAAUCUUACGCCCGCGAAACCCCAGAUCUUGGGGGAAAAGCGUGUGGCAAUGAACGGACAUGGCCGAUAUCGUUGAUAAGUCAACGAAUUGACAUCCCUAAAUCCCGGAAAAUGGUAUAUAUUCACGGCCGCCCAGACUUUCCCUUCGGCAUCGACUCACAAUCGCUCACCAGUCAAGAUGGUUCACCUCAAGUCCACAGUUCUGGCCGGUCUGGCCGCUGCUCCCUCGGCGUACGCAUGGGGUGCUCUCGGUCAUACUACCGUGGCAUAUAUUGCCCAGAACCUUGUCUCGCAGGACACAAAGAAGUUUGCUCAACGUAUCUUGAAUGAUACAUCCGCUGCUUACCUGGCCAACAUUGCUACUUGGGCUGACAGCUACCGCUCUACCCCCGAAGGACGCUUCAGCUCGCCUCUCCACUACAUCGACGCACUUGACAGCCCGCCCAAACAAUGCGAUGUCAAUUAUGAGCGCGACUGCCCCGAGGAGGGCUGCAUUGUGUCCGCGAUCGCCAACUACUCCACCCGCGCUGUGACCAAGUCUGUCGGCCUGGACGAGCAGCAGAAGGCUCUCAAAUGGGUGGUUCACUUCGUCGGCGACAUCCAUCAGCCCCUGCACGUCGAGAACCUCGAAGUAGGCGGCAACCUCAUCAACGUCACUUUCAACGGCGCCCGCACCAACCUCCAUGCCGCCUGGGAUACCGCAAUUCCGCAAAAGCUCGUCGGCAACUUCUCGCUCGCUACCGCUGAGAAAUGGGCCGCCUCGCUAACCAACGAAAUCAAACGCGGGGUAUACAAGAAAGAAAGUCGCGCCUGGACCAAGGGCCUCAAGCCCAAGAACCCCGUCGACAGUGCCAUGCGCUGGGCCUCGGACGCCAACGCAUUUGUCUGCAGCACCGUCGUGCCUAACGGCCCAGACGUUCUCCGCAACCAAGAGAUCAGUGGUGCUUACUACGAGACCGCCAUCCCUGUUGUGACCAAGCAGAUCGCUAAGGCUGGUUUCAGGCUCGCCGCAUGGCUCGAUGCGAUCGUCGAGAAUGCCGGCAAGGGCGUGAUCAAGGGCGAUGACGGCAAGUACGGACUCACCAAGAGGGAGUUCGCGUUCGCGGACUGGCAGGUCGAGGCUAAGGCGAAGCGAGCUGCAUUUGGAGAUGGGUGCGGCUGUGUCGAGGAGCACGCGCAUGAGCACUAGUCUAUUGUUCGCUGAGGCCUCUGGGCGAUUUGUCGUGACAAUAACGAAGAGAAAUGAAUGUGUACUAUAAUCCACAAAAUGACGAUAUACAUUGCUUCAAGG
Molecule: messenger RNA, 1357 nt
Organism: Boeremia exigua
Lineage: Eukaryota; Fungi; Ascomycota; Dothideomycetes; Pleosporales; Didymellaceae
Product: S1/P1 nuclease-domain-containing protein
Exons: 2
Coding region: 245-1255 (336 amino acids)
Biological process (GO): DNA catabolic process
Molecular function (GO): nucleic acid binding; endonuclease activity
Source: RefSeq, a predicted model, not a curated record